CGCCUUCAGAAAUAGUACUGCAAAAGUAGUGAGAACUCGGUGUGUUAUGGAGAAAUUAUCGUGUUUGAAAUAAUAAGAGAGAUUUUGACUAAGAAAUUUCUUCAAAUAAAUCCGUGCUUUUAUUUGUGCGCGAAUAUUAAAAAACUAAAACAAUUCACUCAGAUAAGCUUGUUACAAUUUUAUAGUACUUUAUUACUUAUCUCAGUAGAGUACAAAAGGCAAAACAAACAAAAUUAUAAAACAUAUCUAAGAACAAGUCAUACGUUAACCAAUUUGUUCAAAACAAAUAAUACUUAAUAUUUUUCCAUUGGCACUUGGGGGCGACAGCCUUAUAUAAACAGCAACUCAGACGCUUAAUUCCACAGCGUAUUAUCUAGCAAAUGGCGAAGAAUAUGAAUUCUAUGGGGUUUUUCUUGGCCAUCAGCUUGAUUGGAAUGCUUGUAUCGCAUUCCAAUCAAGAGACGCUGCCAUGCGCGCUGAAAGAGUAUAGCACAGGACUCGUAUGUGUUUGCAAUGCUAAGUAUUGUGACUAUUUGGAUGAUCCGACGCCAAGCGAAGAAUAUGUUUUUGCUGUUGUCUCUUCGUCCAAGUCGGGUCUGCGCUUCGCGACGACACAUGGCCAGUUUAAUCUCUACAAAAAAUAUUAUAUUUUCGAUUACGAUCAACUCAUCGCCAGAUCUAUGGAAGCUCCGGCUGCUGAGAGCAUUGAGAUAGAAGUUGACCGAGAGCAACGCUGGCAGAAGACUGAAGGUUUUAUUGGUUCGAUUUCCGACUCAAUCGAAAAUAUUUUAAAAAUGUUCCCAAAAAAGUUGCGAAAGCACAUCUACCAAUCCUUCUUUACGCAACACGGCAUUAACGUCGAUUUCAUUCGCGAUCUGGGAUUUGAUGUAAGCGAGAAGUCUUUAGAGGAUUCCGAUCCCAUUUUCGGAUCGUGGGAGCGUGGUGAACAAUUCGCACAAAACUUACUAAAAUACCUAAACACCGAUUCCAAUGAAACGGAACCGAUAAACUGUAACAUUUUGUUGGACUAUGAGGGUGGCGAUGCGCCAAUGAUUGCCAACACCACAAAUCACUUUGAGGUUUACAAACAACCGCUGUUCUAUACGAUGGGGCAUUUCACGAAAUUCAUAGCUGGAGGUUCAGUUCGCAUUGCUGCUGAAAAUAAAAAUGAUAAUGUGGAUGUGGUGGCCUUUUUGAGAGCGGAUCAAAGUGUGGCCGUCAUCAUCUUAAACCGUAAUCCCGUUAGUGUUGAUGUUGGCAUACAAGAUACCUAUCGCGGAGCUGUUCUAUUCAAAAUCCCUCCACACUCGAUUCAUACUGUCCUUUAUAUUUAAGUAUGUAUUGUCUGUAUGUAUACUCGUACAUAUAUGUGUAUGAUAUAUGUAUGUAUAUAACUAUUUUUACUCUAAAUAAAUAUAAAAAUAAAGUCU
This is a messenger RNA of Bactrocera dorsalis (oriental fruit fly), 1430 nucleotides long. RefSeq names its product lysosomal acid glucosylceramidase. The transcript has 7 exons. Gene Ontology annotation, biological process: glucosylceramide catabolic process. The coding region runs from base 381 to 1334 and encodes 317 amino acids. Gene Ontology annotation, molecular function: glucosylceramidase activity. The record is from RefSeq and is a predicted model, not a curated record. NCBI's taxonomy places the organism in Eukaryota, Metazoa, Arthropoda, Insecta, Diptera, Tephritidae.